AUGGCGGACGGAUUGGAAAGUGCACUUGCUGCCACUGCAAAUGUUCCGGGCAGUGACACAUUAGAUUUUGAUGAUAGUGACCUUGAUAUUCCUGAACUUGAUGAUGUACCUACUUUAGAGUCAAUAUUAAACGAGCCUGAUGAUGUGUUUGAGCUGGAUGACGAUGACUUUGGGUUGUUUUCAACGGAGCCCGGUGACCAAUCACUCGAUUCCAUCAGUGUCGGCAGUGCUGCUAGUUUGGAUAAAUCACCACAGAAACAGAGGAAGAAGAGUAGUGUUAUGUAUGCCGUCCAUGGGUCAAUAAUCAGACAUGUUAUGUUGAAGGGAAUAUCGUCACAGCUGAUGUCAGCGGCUGAUCGAGUAGAUGCAGGUAAACCUACAGCCAUGGCGGUAUCAGCGUUGAUAUCGAUUGGGACGUCACAUGGCAUUGUUUUGGUAUUUGAUCCCAAACAAGCAUUGAAAUGGUGUCUCGGUAGUACAGCAGUCGGUGCUCAGUACGGUGCUGUCUCUGCUAUCAGUAUCAAUAACGACUGUUCUCGGUUGUUGGCUGGGUUUGCAAAAGGACAGGUUACAAUGUGGGAUUUAUCAAAUGGUAAAUUAUUACGAACAAUAACCGACGCUCAUCCACCGGGAUCUGCCGUACUACAUAUUAAGUUUACUGAUGACCCAACUCUUGCCAUUUGUAGUGAUAGCGGAGGUUCUGUAUUUGAACUUAGCUUUAAGAGAGUCAUGGGAAUGCGAUCUUGCGAAUCAAGAUGUCUGUUUUCUGGAAGUCGUGGUGAAGUAUGUACCAUUGAACCUUUACAUAUGAAUGCUUCUGUCAAGGAUCAUCCUUUGCAAGACGUUUCUCUUCUCGCCAUGGCAACACUAUCUAAGGUAUUGAUAGUCACUAUAAAACCCAAACUACAAGUAUUUGUUUUAUUUUUAUCCCAGGGUGACCAGACUACAUUACCUCUAUUAGCAUGGCAGUUUGUAAUUAUACAAAUAUCAGAUUCAGCUCGAGUUAUUGACCCAGUGUUAGCCUAUGCAAGGGGCAAUAUUAUCCACUUCUAUCAGAUUAUGUGUCAGGAUGCUGCUAACAUAAAGUUUGCUCCGCUACAAAAAAUAGAAGUGCCAUAUAUUCUACUUAAUAUUGCAUGGUUCAAUUCUAGGACUUUGGUAAUAGUCGACACCACUGAAAGAUUACAUAUUGUUGAUGUAAGAACAGAAGAAGAGUUAGAAGUAAUUGAUUUGGUCGAUGUAGAAUUAGUUUAUGGAUCUAGUUAUUUUAAAUCCCUGGCUACUGGUGGCAAUGUUAGCAAAGCAUUGGCUUUGGCAGGGGAGCAUGCAUGUUAUCAGUCUGUCGUUGGUUACACUGGACAACUGUUGUUACUCGGCACAAAGUCAAUUCAUGUUAUGACUAUGAGAACAUGGAAAGAGAGAAUUGAUUUGUUAGUAAAACUGGUGAAGUUCAAAGAUGCUCUCAUGCUGGCAUUGUCAUUUUACACAGGUAGAGCCAAGGCUGUUGUUGGCCUCAUAGGAAGUCAACAGAAACGUAAAGCAGCUGUCGCAGACAAGAUACUAGAAUUGUUGUUCACGUUUGUUGAUUUAUCACUGACUCAGAACUGUCCUGGAAGAGGUAAAAUUGAUGUCCUAGAAAAACAUUUCCAGGAAGUUGUUCCAGUAUGUGUUGAAUAUUGUUUAGUGCUUGGAAGAACAGAUAUACUAUUUGGAACUAUUUAUGAGAAAUUUAGCGAAGAUACCAUCGCUAAAGGCGUGUAUCUGGAGUGUCUUGAACCAUAUAUUCUGAAUGAUAAACUUGUGUCGGUGACGCCGGGUGUGAUGAAGGAUUUCAUACAGCAUUAUGAGAUGAAAGGCAUGUUGCAGAAUGUAGAAGCUUGUAUUGUCCACAUGGAGGUUGCAAGUCUAGAUAUACAUCAGGUUGUUAAUCUGUGUUGGACGCAUGGUUUAUACGACGCUAUUCUCUAUGUCUAUAAUAAAGGAAUGCGUGACUACGUCACACCACUAGAAGACCUUCUAAGGGUUUUAGAGUCUGCCAUGAAAUCUGCAAAACAACUUACAGAUGAUCAGAUUAAACUGGGAAAUAAAUUACUUGUAUAUAUAAGUUGUUGUUUGGCAGGAAGAUCUUAUCCUUUUGGUGAUAUUCCAGAAGAUAUUGUUCAUGAUGUAAAAGAAUCGGUAUUCCGCUGCAUAACUAAACUGCAUACUAAAGAUCAUAAUGAAGAUGAGUCCGCAUACCCGUACUUGAGAACGUUACUCCAGUUUGAUACAAGGGAGUUUCUCAAUGUGUUAGCUUUAGCAUUUGAAGAACCUGAGUUUGACUCACAAGAAGGAAUAUAUCCCUUGAAUGUUCAAUCUAGGCAGCACGUCGUUGAUAUAUUGUUGCAGAUUAUGGUGGAAAGUGUGGGAUUUACGCCGACUCAGGUUGGAUGUUUAUUCACAUUCCUAGCACGGCAGAUGGCAAAGCAUGAAAACAGUAUACUCGUCAACCGCUUACUCUUUGAACAGGUUUUAGAGUUCUUAUCGAACCCUGAUGAUGAGGGCCGUCAUGAAGAACGUCAACAAGCACUGUUGGAAUUACUGAAUGCUGGUGGACUGCAACAAGUAAAUGAAAACAGACUAUUAUCAUUGGCUGAAAAUGCUCGGUUUUAUCGUGUCUGUGAAUUGCUGUAUGAUAAACGAAGAGAAUAUUACAAAAUCCUGGAUUGUUACUUGAAAGAUGCUUAUCGACAGAAUCAUGCCUUUUCGUUUGUCCAUGCUAUUAUGUCCGAGACAGUCUAUACGCAAAAGGAAAAAGAUGAACUGCAGCAACAAACGCUGUCCCACUUAGAAGAACUGGUGACCAUAGAUAGCAAAGCAACAGCACAGCUCGUGUUGACAGAUUUAACACUCUCUAUUGCUGACAUCGUCACAAAACUUGAGAGUCAACAAGUUGUUUUGUAUGAGUUCCUGAAAGGUUUAUUUGAAUACCGUGAAAAUACUGGCAGCGCAAUCCAUAUACGAGAUCAGACUGUGAUAGAACCGGAAGUACAAGAAAAAUACAUAGAAUUGAUGUGUAAAUACAACAUUAGUAACGUCUAUCAUUAUAUCAGAAAUACUGAUAACUAUAGGCUGGAGGAAACGUUGAAGGUAUGUGAAAACAAACAAAUCUAUUUAUUGGAACAAGCGGGUGAUGUGCACGGAGCCUUUGGAAUCAUGUUAGAAAAGUUACAAAAUAAAGUCAGAUUGUUUAUGGAGUUAGUCACACAGAAUGAUGAAGGGCAAGCUGAAUUCAAAGAGUUGACAAAGCAUGUACUGAACAGCAUGAUGGGAUACAUAGCUCUCCCAGCUAUUCUACAGAAAACAAUGCAGGACCCUACCUACAGUAGUGGUAAAUUUGGUGAUAUGAAGGAAUUAAUUCUGGGAAUGUUAGAUACUUAUAAUUAUGAAAAGACUUUAUUAAAGACUACCAAUAACUUAUUGAAUCAUGAUUUACAUGGAUCUUUGGUAAAUUUAACGAUGGCAGUCAAUAAAGGAUUGGCAGCCAAAGACGACAAUUGCCAUGUAUGCAGUAAACCACAUACUGACCAGGAUCAGCAAUCUGUGUGUAUAUUCAGUUGUGGUCAUGCCUAUCAUACACUGUGUCUUCUGUCAGUUGGAAGUUGUACUAUGAUUGAUGGUCAGCAACACUGGUUUUGUUAUCAGUGUAAUACUAACAAAAGAAGAGGUGUGAAAGAUCGAAAGAAGAGCCUUACCCAGUUGUCUCCAACAUCUAAAUCUCCCCCUAAUAUAAACGUGGUACAAAAUGGAAAAAAGAAAGUACAGGAUACACAAUUAGAUGCAGCACAAGAAAUGGCUUUAUCUAAGCUACGACAGGCUACUAGAGGACCAUCUAGGUUGGCAAUCUUGAGUGAGCUGUCGCGAGCUAAUCGUAGUCACCCUUCUCGUAAAGGAGUUGUUUCUGCAGAUAGUAUUUUACACAAAGAAAGUUUCAAGCUCCAUUUAUCAGCUCCGCCAUUAGAUACAAGUCUGGAAUAA
This is a messenger RNA of Saccoglossus kowalevskii, 4017 nucleotides long. Its product is annotated as vacuolar protein sorting-associated protein 8 homolog. Lineage: Eukaryota; Metazoa; Hemichordata; Enteropneusta; Harrimaniidae. Gene Ontology annotation, molecular function: protein binding. Gene Ontology annotation, biological process: protein targeting to vacuole; vesicle-mediated transport; endosomal vesicle fusion. The record is from RefSeq and is a predicted model, not a curated record. Gene Ontology annotation, cellular component: early endosome; HOPS complex; CORVET complex.